Messenger RNA from Zasmidium cellare ATCC 36951, 741 nucleotides. RefSeq lists its product as uncharacterized. The transcript is spliced from 2 exons. Gene Ontology annotation, cellular component: microtubule plus-end; cytoplasm; nucleus. Gene Ontology annotation, molecular function: microtubule plus-end binding. The coding region runs from base 1 to 741 and encodes 246 amino acids. The record is from RefSeq and is a predicted model, not a curated record. Gene Ontology annotation, biological process: cytoplasmic microtubule organization. NCBI's taxonomy places the organism in Eukaryota, Fungi, Ascomycota, Dothideomycetes, Mycosphaerellales, Mycosphaerellaceae.
AUGGCCACCACCACCGCCGCGGACAUACCCCUGCUGGUGAGAUCGGAGAAUUCUGCCUCAGAACGACGCGUUACCCCGUCAUGGUCCAUCGCCACGCUCAAAGCCCGCCUCGAACCCAUCACCGGCGUGCCUGCCGAAUGCCAGAGGCUCAGCCUCAAGGUCGGGUCGCAGCCGCCGCAACCCAUCGCCGCCCAAGAUGAGGAAGCCACGCAAAUAGGGGUAUUUCCCCUUCAAGCCUAUGCAGAGCUGCAGGUCGUCGACACCCGCCCGCCCGGCGCCCGGACCAACUACACAGACGUCUCAUCGGUGCAAAAGUACGAAAUGAGCUCGUCCGAGUACGAGAAUAGGUCCGACAGCGUGCUUGCCUGGAAGAAGGCCAACAAGCUGGGCCGCUUCGACCCAAACGCCCCCAGCAUCGAGCAGCAGAAAGUCGAUGCGUCCUAUCGUGAGGUCAGCGACCGUGGCAUCAAACAGGGCGUGAGGUGUCGUUUGCUCCCAGAGUCAGACCAUCGUCGCGGAACCGUUCAGUUCGUUGGCGAUGUACCAGAAAUCCCAGGCGGGAUCGGGGCUUGGGUCGGAGUCGCCUUGGACGAACCUACAGGGAAGAACGAUGGCAGCAUCAAGUCUACCCGCUAUUUCGAGUGUCAGCCAAACUUUGGUGUAUUCGUUCGACCAGAGCGUCUGGAGGUUGGCGAUUAUCCGGUGCUGGAUGAGUUUGCAGAGGAUGAGGAUGAGUUUUGA